This is a messenger RNA of Grammomys surdaster, 2683 nucleotides long. RefSeq names its product serpin family B member 5 (gene Serpinb5). Gene Ontology annotation, biological process: negative regulation of endopeptidase activity. The transcript is spliced from 8 exons. Lineage: Eukaryota; Metazoa; Chordata; Mammalia; Rodentia; Muridae. Gene Ontology annotation, molecular function: serine-type endopeptidase inhibitor activity. Bases 217 to 1344 code for a protein of 375 amino acids. The record is from RefSeq and is a predicted model, not a curated record.
AGAGAGCAGAGCUUUCACUGUCUCUGAGCUUCUUCGGCAUUUUUCCCCUCUUGCAGCUCAGUUUCCGGGAUACCUGCAACUUAAGGUCUAAGGUGCAAAUUGUCAUCCUGUCCAUGCACUUGACUCUAACACACCUGUGGGCCCCAGCUAAGGAAGCCUUUGACCUUGAAUAGUAAAACUGUCUCUCUGACCUUGGGGUUCACAUCCUGUCCAAGGAUGGAUGCCCUGAGACUGGCAAAUUCGGCUUUUGCUGUUGACUUGUUCAAACAACUAUGUGAAAGAGAGCCAGCAGGAAACAUUCUCUUCUCUCCAAUAUGUCUCUCCACUUCUCUGUCCCUUGCUCAGGUGGGCGCCAAAGGUGACACGGCAAAUGAGAUUGGACAGGUCCUUCAUUUUGAGAAUGUCAAAGAUGUACCCUUUGGGUUUCAAACAGUCACUUCUGACAUCAAUAAGCUCAGUUCUUUUUACUCUUUCAAGCUAGUCAAGCGUCUCUACAUAGACAAAUCUCUGAACCCUUCCACAGAAUUUAUCAGUUCUACCAAAAGACCAUAUGCAAAAGAAUUGGAAACUGUUGACUUCAAAGAUAAACUGGAAGAAACGAAAGGUCAAAUUAACAGCUCCAUUAAGGAGCUCACAGAUGGCCACUUUGAGGACAUUUUGUCAGAGAACAGUAUAAGUGACCAGACCAAAAUCCUUAUGGUUAAUGCUGCCUACUUUGUUGGAAAGUGGAUGAAGAAAUUUCCGGAAUCAGAAACAAAAGAAUGUCCAUUCAGAAUCAACAAGACAGACACCAAACCAGUACAAAUGAUGAAUCUCGAGGCCACCUUCUGCUUGGGUAACAUUGAUGACAUCAGCUGUAAGAUCAUAGAAGUUCCUUUCAUGAAUAAGCAUCUCAGUAUGCUCAUUGUGCUCCCCAAGGACGUGGAGGACGAGUCCACAGGCCUGGAGAAGAUCGAAAAACAACUCAACCCAGAAACAUUGUUACAGUGGACCAACCCCAGCACCAUGGCCAGUGCCAAAGUCAAACUCUCCCUCCCAAAGUUUAAGAUAGAAAAGAUGAUUGACCCCAAGGCUAGUCUGGAAAGCCUAGGGCUAAAAAAUCUCUUCGAUGAAAGUACAUCGGAUUUCUCUGGAAUGUCAGAGACCAAGGGAGUAUCCCUAUCAAAUGUGAUUCACAGAGUAUGCCUAGAAAUAACCGAAGAUGGCGGUGAGUCCAUUGACGUGCCGGGGUCCCGGAUCUUACAGCACAAGGAUGAAUUCAAUGCUGACCACCCUUUUAUUUAUAUCAUUAGGCACAACAAAACACGAAACAUCAUUUUCUUUGGCAAAUUCUGUUCCCCUUAGCUGGCAGGGCCUUGUCAAGUCUCAGGUAACUUGGCUGUAGCUGGGGAGCUCUGUAAACUUUGUAUCCAGACAAUCACUUUCUAUACAAUAAAUCGUGAACGUUGCUGAAUCAGGAAGCAGUUCAUAUUUGUCAUAUGUAACCUUCAUACUAACAGACGCUUUUCGCCCUAAUUCCUUCUUGUUUCCCUUUGUUAAAGAAAACGUCAAAUACUUGUGAAAGGGAAUCACUUUCUUCAUUUGUCAAAGCAUCCGGAGCUACGGACAAAAAUGUAGUCUUCAAGGGAGGAAUUGCUAUAGGGACGAUGUGGGAAACGUUAUUCUCAGGGGUUUCCAUUUACUGAGAUAAUGUUCUAGAGAUCUUCACUCCUUUCAAAUCUUAAAAAUCAAUUAGAACAUAGGGCUCACAAAGGUCCUUUUUCAAGUGAACUUGUGUACAUGUCACACUACUGUUGGGCCAGAAGUCUUCAUGUUAAACCUGAAGAAACAGUUUUUUUUUUCAAGAUCUUAAUUGGAGAUUACAGAAGGACGACAUGUUGUUACUACUAUAUAUCAUGGAACUCUACAAAUAGCAUCUGGAAUGCCACCCUAUUAACCAAUCUCUUAAUAUUUUUCCAUAUAUAUAGACUAUUCACAGAAAAUGAGUACAUACAGUUCAUAAGUGAUCAAUUUUUCUGAAAAAAAAAAGAGUAUGUUAUCAGCUCAUAGAAACACUUUGAAGAAGAUUCUAGAUCUUGGAGUGUUGGAUAAAGAAUUCUGGGCCUAUUUUAUCUGAAGACGAAGGCCCUAAGAGAAAGCUCAGCUUUUAUAAAAGCUGGCUUUCAUUUUUCUUCGGUCUCCCAUGUGGUCAUUUGGGUGAUGUUGUUGCUGGCAAGGUUUCUAAUCUGAUCACAAAGUCCCUGGCAUCUUCAGCAUCAGCAACUUAAAAUUUACAGGGAUUCUCAUGAUGAUAAGAGUUUUGUGGCCAUUGAAAGAACUUCCAUUUUUGUCUAAUGUGGCAGUAGGAAGAGGGAAGGGACCCCAAACCUUCAGAAAACACAAGCAAAACUAUUCAGGUAUCCAUAAAUCUUUGGCAUAUAUUUUUCUCAGUUUACAAACCUAGCUAUUUCAGAUAGCAGUAUGUAGUCUACACAAAUAAUUUAUAAAAUAGUUCUGGUAAGUCAGUUAUGUUGUAACCUAAUUUUUAAUUCACCACCAACAGAAAGUAUUUGCUGCAGUGUUUCUUAGUCUUUCCUUAUCCAAUUUCUUCCCAUUUUUUUUUUGUAAAUAAUGUGCUUUUUCUUCCAAAGGUUCAAUGAUGACUUCUUUUCUGUGCUAUUAACAAUAAAAUAUUAUAGAAUUA